UCAUACAAGGGAUUCCAACAUUUUCAUGUCAAAUUAUAAACAAGAUGGCGAGCAAGCUGAGUCCUUUUGUUUAUUGGGGCCAGUCAAACGAGACAGUAUCUCUUAAAGUAGAUUUAAGAAAUGUUGAGAAUGUUGAGGUUACUCUAACAAAAGAAAGUUUGGAUUUCAGUGCACAAGGGUUAGGUGUAAAGGGAAACAACAAAUACAACUUCCAUUUAGAUUUUUACUUACCUGUUGAUCCUGAGAAAAGUAGGUACAGGAAAACUGAUCUCGCUGUUGAAUUUCAAAUUGAAAAAUUAGUGGGUGAAACAUGGCCAAGAUUAACUGAGCAACGGAUAAAACUCCCAUGGCUUAAAAUAGACUUUGAUAAAUUCCCACUAGAUGAUUCAGAUGAGGAUGUGGAGGUGGAUAAAGCUAAGAGUUUUGAGGAGAUGCAGAAUAAAAUGGCAGCUGAAUUAGAAAAUCAAGAUAUUUCAGAUAAACCAACCCCGUCACAGACAUACUUGUUUUUGUAUAACCUUUUCCAAUUUGUUGGAUACACGUACAUUUUUAUCACUUUGAUGUACAACUAUGUUAGAUAUGGGGAAUCUGCCAGACAAGCAGCUUUUGAAGGUGUUGGUACACAGAUGAUGACUUGUCAGGCCUUAGCAACUCUGGAAAUAUUCCAUUCACUUUUAGGUUUGGUGAAAUCAAAUGUUCUCAUGGCUCUUGUACAGGUGCUAGGAAGAAACUUUAUACUAUUUAUUUUAAUUCUACAAGAACCACGCCUCCAGAUAUCAUCGUGCUGUUGGUAUCUGUUUGCAGUUUGGGCAUUAGCUGAAGUUAUCAGAUACCCAUUCUAUAUGUUCCAAAUCUUAGAUUUCAAAAUCAGACAGCUUACUUGGCUUCGAUACAACAUGUGGAUAAUCUUGUACCCACUGGGAAUUAUAAUAGAAGCCACAAUUGUUUUUCAGUCCAUAUCCUAUUUUGGUGAAACCAACUUUUUCAGCAUAGCUCUGCCCAAUUCUGGAAAUAUUGCUUUUCAUUUUCCUUAUUUUUUAAUUGCAUAUCUUGCAUUAAUGUGCUUUGGCUCCACAAACAAUCUCAAGUAUAUGUACCUACAAAGGCAGAAACAACUUUACAUUUCUGGUGCAAAAAAUACUCACUCCUCUAAAAACAAAUACACAUAGAUAUGCAUGAGUUCCUUCCCCUGCAUUGAUGUUUUAAAUACUUUAAUUAACAAUAACAUUAUAAUGUUACAGACAAUUAUUGCUUUAUUCGGUUAUUAUAGUAAAAUUAAAAGUUGAUUUUGUUUUAACACUCAUACACAUGAUAUGGAUACUUAUUAUUUGAGAAAGAUUAUUUGUUAGAAAGAGAAUUAUUAAAUUAAAAAAAAGGAUGUAAUAAUAUUAAAUCCAUAAUGCUACUAUUUCUGUAUUUCUUUACUUAUUAAAAAGUUGUAAACAUUGUAAUAUGUGAAACAAGUAUUUGUCAACUCAGUGUAUACAUGAAAGAUAUUUGCCAUCUUGGACAGUAUAAGCUGCAUGUCCCAUCUUUAUAACCUGGGGUAAAAAUUACAGUUCAUUGAUGUUACUGAAAACUAUCAGUCACAACAGUGGCAACCAUUCUCCAUCAGUUACAAUGCACCAUUCUGUUGUCAGCUUUGAAAUGUAGAAUACAUGAUGCUACCUUAAAUGUUCAAAUAAUACAGCACUAACUGCAGAUAUAGGCACUAAAAUAUACGGGUCCGUGGCCAUCAAUCAUUCUAAUCACUAAUUAAAAGUAUUACUUCAAAAGGGCAAUUACUACAUAUGCUAGAAUAUUAAGCAUUUUAGUUUAUUUUUUAUUCUUUUCCUCAAUUGACAUUUUAAAAGUUAAUUUGUUAUUUAAGAUUUUAUUUUAGAUUUGUAAAAGCAGAACAGUAAUGUUGUUCUUAUUAUGGAAUGGUUCAUUGAUUUAAUUCAUUUGUAGUUAUUGUUUAAAUGGCAUUAAAUUUUUCGUUUUAAAAAUAAUUUUUACAUUUUAAAAUAUAUGUUUUAGAAUUUCACUUUUAGUCUACAUAUGCAAAAUAUCACAAGUCAAAUAGUUAUUUUAUGUUGUUUUAAAAAUUUUUAUUAAGCACCUUCUUGAUUAUUAAUAAAAACUAAUUUAUUUAUCUAAUAAUGUUGCAAAAUGUUUUUUUAAAAAUGACGAAUAAUUUUUGUUUACUUGGUUUUUAGUUAUCUGAAUGUAUCGUGAAAUGCUAGUUUUAUCAUUUAUUUGGAAACCAGUGUUGUAAAAAAAAUAUAUUUAAUGAAUUGUAUUCAUUUAAGAUUUUGCAUAGUUAUGUAAUUUUUUCCCCGGUUGUUCUUUUAUUUGUUUUGUAUUAUCAAAGUUUACAAUACUACUAGAUGUUUUAAAAUAACUGUUUUACUUUCUAGUACUGGUUGUAUGAUUUAAAAAUAUCCAUUCUUUUGUAGUAAUUUCUUAAAAUUAAGAGGCAUACAGCUAUACAUUAGUUGUAUCAGUUAAUUUUUAUACUACGUUCUAAUAAUAAUUACUUACUUUUAACUUUUUAAUCAGUGCACCAAUUCUGCUUGGCAAAAUGUUUUACACUUUUGUUUCCUGUAGUCAGAGUGGACUUAAAACAUGGCAGCAUAAUUAUUUUUGCUGUAGACUUGUGUUUUACCCAUUAUGCAAAUAUUAUAUCCUCAUCUUUUAAAACUAUAGUUCUCAAACUUAGCAUGAAGAUUGUAUAUUUUAAUAAGAAAAAAAUAUGUUGCUUACAAUGCUUUUUCCUUUUCUUUUUGUUUUAAAAUGUCAAUUAAAACAGGUUGUUGCUUAAUUAAAUUAACAAAAUAAACAGAAAAUAUUAA
Messenger RNA from Physella acuta, 2834 nucleotides. RefSeq names its product very-long-chain (3R)-3-hydroxyacyl-CoA dehydratase 3. NCBI's taxonomy places the organism in Eukaryota, Metazoa, Mollusca, Gastropoda, Physidae. Gene Ontology annotation, molecular function: 3-hydroxyacyl-CoA dehydratase activity. Gene Ontology annotation, cellular component: endoplasmic reticulum membrane. The record is from RefSeq and is a predicted model, not a curated record. Gene Ontology annotation, biological process: sphingolipid biosynthetic process; fatty acid elongation; very long-chain fatty acid biosynthetic process.